GUAUGCAACCCUACCUUGGACCUCGUUUUGCUCUGUCGAUAAAGUAAUUGGCGUAUCAAUUCCUAACAAUCGUAGUUUGGCGUCCCAUAUUUCAUCAUCGUAUACCAAUACUUUGAACCGUCGGCUGCAUAAAGCUACAUUUCGGGUUGCAGAGAUUGGUAAGUAUUUGAAGAUAUGAAUAAGAGUGUCAGGUGGCAGAAAUCGGGAGGCGCUCAAAGUUUGAGGGCUGAUGGUUGGGAUUGAACAUGAUGGUGAUUCAUCUGAUAGCAAUGUAACGUCAGCCAUCAGCAUGUACUGUGCAAAGAUGGAGUAAAAUGUUCGGAAAUCAGGAUGAUAAUGGCAACACACAGGCGGGGCUAAAGCUGGUCUCAAAUUUUUAUUUUUCAUUUUUUUUCGGUCUUGCCUUCGUUUCCGCUCAUCCCUCCUCUACUCCAUUCCAUCAAACCACAUCAUGGCCGCUGUACACUUUGAUUUAGCGGCGUUCCCAACCACCGAAACGAUAAAGAUGUUAACAAAUAUAUUGGUGAAGAUAACGCGGACAAACGACAGACUAUGCAAAACCACCUCUCCGGACUUGGACAAGGACCGACCGAAUGGCCCCAUUUACACCUGUUUCCAUGCUCGUUCUAUACCCACCAUUGAUAUUCAUUCCUAUUUAUCUCGCAUUUUGAAGUACACCCCAUGUGCAAAUGAGGUGUUCUUAAGUCUACUUGUAUACUUUGAUCGUAUGUCACGUAACGACAGCAACCUUCGGAUAGACUCAUUCAACAUCCAUCGUCUUAUUAUUGCUGGGGUCACCGUUGGUAGCAAGUAUUUCUCAGAUGUUUUCUUUACAAAUUCACGAUACGCCAAGGUUGGCGGUCUUCCACCUGCUGAAUUAAAUACCCUAGAGCUGGAGUUUUUACACCUCAACAGCUUUAAUUUAUCCGUGUCGAUAGAAGAGUUACAGCAAUACGGAGAUCAGCUUUUAAGUCACUGUCUUCGUGAGGACGAGAUAAAGCGACAAGCAAGAGCUGAGCCAACGGCUAUGACAAAAAUAGCCCCAACGAUAUCACCUUCAACCUUCAAAGAAGCUCCGCCUGAUUUAACUACCCAGAAUGAAUACCAAAACAAACUUUCUUCAAAGGCAAAGGGCAAUGAUUCUGACUCCAGACCACGUAUGACAUCAAAUAACACCGACACUUCACCGAAAUGGGCAAAUGGACGAUACCUCAACAGUAUGAGGAAUGUAGAUACAUAUCGUCAGCAUGAUAGUGACGAUGGCGAAGACAAAAAAACUUCAUAUCAUAGAACAAGCGAAACUAAAUACCAACAUCGCCCAUCCAGUACGCAAGGCUUCUCAGCAUCUCAUAGGCUAGAUGCUCUACUAGACGCCUCCUUAACAUCACCUGGCGACAAGAGGCCACCAACUGCCAACGUUGACCAUUACUUACCCACUCCACCAAACUCUGUUUCUCCUCAAUUUCAGUCACAUCAAGUAUCCACUUCAGGAUUAAAAUGAACAUCCUAAGGUUCCUCCAUUUUUUGCCUUACAAUGUAUUGUGCUUUCCAUCCAUUUGUUUAUUAUUACCUCUCUAUUCUCGCUGCUUUUGCGCGAUUGUAUCCAUAGCGUAUCAUAUAUAACUGCGUAGUAUGAAUUUUCCAGUGAAAUAAUUAUUUUGCAUUGUGUUUUC
Umbelopsis ramanniana AG is the source of this 1673-nucleotide messenger RNA. RefSeq lists its product as uncharacterized. Bases 452 to 1501 code for a protein of 349 amino acids. Gene Ontology annotation, molecular function: cyclin-dependent protein serine/threonine kinase regulator activity; protein kinase binding. The transcript is spliced from 3 exons. Lineage: Eukaryota; Fungi; Mucoromycota; Umbelopsidomycetes; Umbelopsidales; Umbelopsidaceae. Gene Ontology annotation, biological process: regulation of cyclin-dependent protein serine/threonine kinase activity. Gene Ontology annotation, cellular component: nucleus; cyclin-dependent protein kinase holoenzyme complex. The record is from RefSeq and is a predicted model, not a curated record.